UUUUGCCAGUGCUGGUCACGUGACCUGUGUUUACAUCCUCUCAGCUGGUUGUGCAGAAAACACGACGGCGUUGGACCGAGAGAAAGUAUGUUAUUUGUGCCGUUGUGCACGCGCUGGAUAUAAACUGCUCGGGUAAAUGUGCACGUUUGAUCUCGAACCGCCACAUCGAUGAGAAAAAGACAUGUGGUGAUGAUGAUGAUGAUGAUGAUCUAAAGUGACCACAAAGGAUUUAAAUCGUCACGCCGUUCGUCAGUCCGUCUAUCCGUCCAUCCGAUUGGAAGAAAUAUUACCCCGGGGACGUGAAGAGAGGUCACCUUUGUGAACCUCUCCUUGUUUGUUCUUUUUUUUUCCUUUCUCUUUCUCUCUGUCUCUCUCUCGUGGUGAGAACGGGACCAUGGGCGGAGCUGUGAGCGCCGGCGAGGACAACGACGACCUGAUCGACAACCUGAAGGAAGCGCAGUACAUCCGCACGGACAGGGUGGAGCAGGCGUUCAGGGCUAUAGACCGCGGGAAUUACUACUUAGAUGGAUACAGAGAAAACGCCUACAAAGACUUGGCCUGGAAGCACGGCAACAUCCACCUUUCAGCCCCGUGCAUCUAUUCCGAGGUCAUGGAGGCGCUGAAGCUGCAGCAAGGACUCUCCUUCCUCAAUCUGGGCAGCGGGACAGGAUACCUGAGCACAAUGGUGGGCCUGAUCAUCGGUCCGUUUGGAGUAAAUCAUGGCGUGGAGCUCCACAAGGACGUGGUGGAAUAUGCAAGAGAGAAACUGGAGGAAUUCAUUACAAACAGUGACAGCUUUGACAAGUUUGAGUUCUGUGAGCCCAAUUUUGUCGUGGGAAACUGUUUAGAGAUCUCGUCAGACAGCCAUCAGUACGAUCGCAUCUACUGUGGAGCCGGAGUUCAGAAAGACCACGAGAACUACAUGAAGGUCAUGCUGAAAAUCGGAGGCAUUCUGGUCAUGCCCAUUGAAGAUCAGUUGACGCAGAUCACCAGAACCGGUCAGAGCUCUUGGGAGAGCAAGAACAUUUUGGCCGUGUCCUUCGCGCCUCUCGUCCAGCAAAACCGAAGCAAAGGCAGCAAACCGGACGCCGUGAUCUUGCCUCCGCUGUCGGUGCGGAGUCUGCAGGACCUGGCGCGCAUCUACAUCCGGCGCACGCUGCGCAACCUCACCAACGACGAAACCGCGUCCAAGGGGACAGGGCCACGCGUCCCGCAAAAGCGCAAGCGCAGGCGCUGCCGUCGUGGCCGUCGCCACCGCGUCAACACCUACGUGUUUGUAGGCAACCAGCUGAUCCCACAACCCAUCGAGAGUGAAGAGGAUGAGAGGAUCGACGAGGAGGACAGCAAAGAGGAAGAGCAGGACAAAGAGGUGGAGAAAGAUAAACCUGAGCAGCCUCAGGUCAACUUGCUAAGAGACAAGGUCCUGAGCUUGCCUCUGCCCGAGUCACUCAAGGCUUAUCUGCUGUAUUACAGAGAGAAAUAAGGAAAAGGGCUGAUGUUCUGCCUACGAUCAAGCAAUGUUUUUGUAUUGUGUUCUCUCUCUCUCUCUCUCUCUCUCUCUCUCUCUCUCUCUCUCUCUCUCUCAAUUACUUUGAUAAUGUAGCAUAAUUUAAUUUUGUUUCAAAUUUUCAAGGCAGAUUUCAAACCAGUAUGGUUGUGCUUUUACAGUAUGCUCUUCAAACGAUUUAUAAUUCUGGUUCUGAGAUCCUUUCAAUGCUGCGGACCUAAUCGGGCUCGCCAGAACAUUUUGAGGUUUCUAGAUAUCUCUAGUAGUUUGUACUCGCCGUUUGCUAUGACUAUUCGUUCAUAUUAGAGCGGCGAUCUUUAUAUUGAUUCGUCUCCCGAGCCUGGCCUCGAUCAGUUCUAACUGGCACUUUAUCCAUCUGUAAUUAGUCGAGGAUAAAUAUUUGCAAAUCAUUUCUACACUCGACGGUGUGGAUUUCUCCGUGGGUAUCUGUUUUGAAAAGAUUAUGGUUGGGAUGCACGACAAAAUGGGCGUGCAGGUUUGAAUGCGUUUUUUUUCCCCCACCCCUUUCCAUCAGAUGGUCACCCCUAAGAGGUGCAAUAUGAAGCGGGCUUCAUUGGUUAUAACUUCAAGUUCUUUGGUCCAGUCGUAGAUUAAGUUUAGUCUUUGAUUAAAUUGCACUAUUGGUAGAGAUUUUUCUAUUGACGAGUCUUUUUGCUCAACGACUUCACUCGAUUUGUGUCCUUAAAACCCCUCUCGAAUCCAGCGUUGCUCCAUUUUUAAAAAAAAAUAAUUUUUUUUCCCACUUUCCCAGAGGCUUGACAACACUCCCAUCAUGUUCGCAGUAUAACGUACAGUCUCGAUUAUCCCGUGUAGUGUGUCACAGUGUACACCCACGACAUAUUUUCCAUUCGUUAUUUCAUUUGUAAUAUAACACUUACAUUAACUCGAUGGUAGAUGCUAAAAAGUGUCCUGUUACAGAAAUUAAAAUCUUUUUUUCUUUUAAUUAUUUUAAAUUCUGUGAAAAGUCCAUAUUUUGUGCAUCUGAAAACACUUUCAGUUUGUACUCGUUGGGUUUAAGGUUGCUAGCAUUCUUUCGCAGAUGAGAAAACACACUUUCGCAACACACACUGGGUAUAUAUCAUGCGCUUAUUCAGUAAUACAGGUGGGGGGGGGGUCUCUGUUCAUACCGAAGAAACAGAUUUUGUGUCCCUUGCAUUGUAUUCUUCUUUGGAUUGUGCUUCAAGGCAACCUUCAAUUUGACGUCUUCUGUUUUGUUUUUUUUCUUCCUUAUAGCACAAAACCACACCUAUAUUCAUAUAAGUUUGAGGUAUAUAUUCAAGAGUAUUCAAGAUUUUCAGACUUGGCCAGUGUGGGACUUUUCCCCAAUGGAUAUUUUACACAAGCAACCCUUUUCAGAGUCAGGAUUUAAAGUCUAUUAUCUGCUGGAUAUAUGUACAGUAUAUAUAUAAACUAUAUGGGGGUGUGAACUCUUGAAUAAAUUCUAACGUUUGUGAA
Molecule: messenger RNA, 2983 nt
Organism: Ictalurus punctatus (channel catfish)
Lineage: Eukaryota; Metazoa; Chordata; Actinopteri; Siluriformes; Ictaluridae
Gene: pcmtd1
Product: protein-L-isoaspartate (D-aspartate) O-methyltransferase domain containing 1
Exons: 6
Coding region: 395-1483 (362 amino acids)
Biological process (GO): protein modification process
Cellular component (GO): cytoplasm
Molecular function (GO): protein-L-isoaspartate (D-aspartate) O-methyltransferase activity
Source: RefSeq, a predicted model, not a curated record